AUGGUGGGCUUGCUGAAGGGGCUGAGGGCCGCCGUGUGCUGGGGCGGCUGCCUGGGGGCCGGGACGGCGGGGGCGGAUGAUUUGCAGUCGGCGAUCGACUUGGAGGGCGAGGAGGGGGUCGACUGGCGUCGAUUGAGGCCCGGCGUGCGCUGGGCGCGAUCGGAGGACCCCAUGCUGCCCGGCAAGGCCGGGGAGAAGGGGGGCGAUGCGAGACGGAGUGGGGCGGAGGAGAUGCGGCUCGGCCGCCGCGGGUACGUGUCGUGGGAUGAGGGCGCCCCGCGGAGCUGCUUGAUCGUGAGGCGGCCGAAGAGCGACGAAGCAAGCCAGGCAGUGGCGGACAUCGGCCUGUGGCUGCGGGAGCGGGGGAUCACGGUGGUUGCGGAGAAGGGGGCGCUGGCGGAGCUGCCACCGGAAUUCGAGGUUUUCGAGCCGCGGGGGAGGCCGGUCGAUCUGUGCGUGACCGUCGGCGGGGACGGCACUGUGCUGCACCUUGCAUCGCUGUUCGAGGAGGACGAGCCGCUGCCGCCCGUGGUUGGAUUCGCGCUCGGCGGGCUGGGCUUCCUGACCCCGUUUCACGUCAGAGAUUUCGAAAAGCAGCUGGCGAGGGUCCUGGCGGCCGAUCGCCAGGGCGUGGGAUGCACUCUCCGGUGCCGAAAGCGCUGCGAGGUGUACACGGGCGGCGGGCGCCGGAUGUCCGUGCACCACGCGCUCAACGAGUGCAUCGUGGACCGCGGCGCCUCGGCCAGCACCAUCACGGUGGAGCUGUUCGCCGACGGGCGCUACGUGACGACCGUCACCGCCGAUGGGCUGGUCGCGGCCACACCUUCCGGCUCCACAGCCUACAGCUUGGCCGCCGGGGGCCCCAUGGUGGCCCCCUCGGUUCCCUGCACGGUCAUCACCCCCGUGGCGCCCCUGUCUCUGUCAUUCCGCCCCCUGGUCGUGCCAGAGGGUUCUGAAAUCAUAAUCCACGUGGCGGACAAUUCAAGGUCGAUGGCCAGGGCGAGCUUUGAUGGCAGGCACCAGACUCGCCUGGUGCGUGGCAGCUCCGUGAAGAUAUCCAAUUCGAUGUGCCCCCUGCCGCUGGUGGGCGUGGGGGAGCUGGACGCUGACUGGUUCGAGGGGGUGGCGCAGAAGAUGAAGUGGCACCGGGGCACGGCAGAGGUGCCAAGGACGCUGAGGAAUGGGGAGGGGCCGGCAGCAGCGAAAGGAGAGGAGGGGGAGGAGGGGGAGGAACAAAAGGCGACGGCGAGGGGAUCUGAGUCGGCAAGGAGCCUUGGGAAGGUGGCAGCGAGGGGAUCCGAGUCGGCAAGGAGCCUUGGGAAGGUGGCAGCGAGGGGAUCCGAGUCGGCAAGGAACCUUGGGAAGGUGGCAGCGAGGGGAUCCGAGUCGGCAAGGAGCCCUGGGAAGGUGGCAGCGAGGGGAUCCGAGUCCGCAAGGAGCCUUGGGAAAUAG
This is a messenger RNA of Ostreobium quekettii, 1452 nucleotides long. NCBI's taxonomy places the organism in Eukaryota, Viridiplantae, Chlorophyta, Ulvophyceae, Bryopsidales, Ostreobiaceae. The record is from the annotation of a GenBank genome assembly.